This is a messenger RNA of Cryptosporidium muris RN66, 882 nucleotides long. RefSeq names its product synaptobrevin family protein. Bases 1 to 882 code for a protein of 293 amino acids. The transcript is spliced from 3 exons. The record is from RefSeq and is a predicted model, not a curated record. Lineage: Eukaryota; Apicomplexa; Conoidasida; Eucoccidiorida; Cryptosporidiidae.
AUGCCAUUAAUAUAUUCAUUAAUAGCUAGAAAACAAACUGUCUUAGCAGAGUAUACAGAAAGUAUUGGUAAUUUUUCAUCUAUUGCUAGAUUACUUUUAAAACAUAUAAAUAAUAAUAAGGCAGUAAAACAAACCUAUACUUAUGAUCAAUAUUGUUUCCACUAUAUUAUUAGUGAUACUGGAAUAAUGUUUAUGGUUAUGACAGAAAAAGAUUUUAGUAUUGUAACUGCUUAUGAAUAUUUAUAUGACAUUAUAGAAAGCUUUAAAAAAUUUGAAAAACUUGCUAUUAAUUCUGUAACACUAGGUUUAAAUAAUGAGUUUUCCCCUAUAUUAAAAUCUAAAAUGGAAUAUUGGAAUUUGUAUCAAUUAAAUGAAUAUGAUAAAUUAAUGUCUCAGAUAUCUUCUAUUCAACAUAUAAUGAUUGAUAAUAUUGAUAUUUUAUUGGAUAGACAAGAUAAACUUGAUUUAUUAGUUUCACAAACAAAAAAUUUGACUAGUGAAUCAAAUAAUUAUCACAGACAAUCAAGGAGAUUUCAUAAUACAGCUAAAUGGUGUGCAAGACCAAAAAUAAUAUUUUUUUUUAUUACUUUAUGUUUCUCACUUUAUUUAAUAGCUGUAUUUCAAUGUAAGGGCUUCCUUUUACAAGGAUGUUUCAAUAAAACCUCCAAUACCAAUAUAGAACAUAAUAAAUCAACAAAAAAUAUAUAUGAUAAUAUUCAAUAUAAAUCAAUAUUGGAUACUCAAAUGUUAGAUAAUAAUGAUUCAGAUAUUCCAAAUUUAAUGGAAGAUUACCUACCAGAAAUAAAUGAGGAUAUUUCUAAAAAUAUACAAAAUAUACCAUUAGUUACUUCAAAAUUGGAUGAUUUUGAAAUAAUACAAUAA